CGGUCGACCGAGGACGUUCAGAUUAUCAGAUCCCUUUCAUCAAUCUACCUACCACCACCUCCCCGGAUCGGCCAAGCGUAAUCGACCGAGUGAACUUUCACCUAGCCAUCUCGGAGCCCCCUUCAAGGCAAAAUCAAGCAAUCAACUCCGACCCAGCCUCAGCUACAUUUGACGGCCAACCAGUACCGAGAUAUCAUCGACGAUAUGGGUGGACAACUUAGCAAAGCGAUGGGCCGUUUGUUCGGCAACAAGGAGAUGAGGAUUCUCAUGCUGGGUCUGGACGCAGCUGGAAAGACCACCAUCCUCUACAAGCUCAAACUCAACCAAAGCGUGACUACCAUCCCUACCGUAGGGUUCAAUGUCGAAACCGUGACAUACAAGAAUGUCAAAUUCAACGUCUGGGAUGUGGGUGGACAAGACAAGAUCAGACCGCUCUGGAGACACUACUAUACGGGCACGCAGGGAUUGAUCUUUGUCAUUGAUUCGCAAGAUCGGGAUCGUAUAGACGAGGCGCGACAGGAGCUGGACAGGAUCCUGGCAGACCGGGAGAUGCGCGAUUGUUUGCUCAUGGUGUUUGCGAACAAGCAAGAUCUCGAGGGUGUCAUGUCGCCUGCAGAGGUUACCGAGAAGCUUGGCUUGCACCGGAUGAAGGAUAGGUCUUGGUAUGUCCAUCCAAGCUGCGCGACUACUGGAGAAGGCCUUUUCGAGGGACUGCAAUGGCUCAGUCAGAACGUGCGAGGGACGAAAUGAGGUCAAGUUGACCUCGCAUUUCUUUCCCUUCGAACGACCGGACCUCUCGAUAUACCCUUCUAGAUAUUCUUGGAACCACACGAAUCCGGGGCUUCUGUUCAUCUACUUUUUUUUACGAUCGACGUUGGGCAUUCGCGGUGAACCGGUACCGGCACCAUCAUAUGUGUGCUUCAUAUGUUUUAUAUAUAAUGAUUGGGCAUCUCAGUCGACCGCCACGGGCUUAUGGAAAAGCCGGCAAUGAAGACCGCUGGAGGUCGGUGCCGGCUGUCUCGUACUACUGUAGGGUGCGUGUCUUUGGCUGGUGCCUGCCCAGGUU
Filobasidium floriforme is the source of this 1066-nucleotide messenger RNA. RefSeq names its product ADP-ribosylation factor family-domain-containing protein. Gene Ontology annotation, molecular function: GTP binding; GTPase activity. The transcript is spliced from 7 exons. Gene Ontology annotation, cellular component: cytoplasm. The coding region runs from base 205 to 750 and encodes 181 amino acids. Gene Ontology annotation, biological process: vesicle-mediated transport; intracellular protein transport. Lineage: Eukaryota; Fungi; Basidiomycota; Tremellomycetes; Filobasidiales; Filobasidiaceae. The record is from RefSeq and is a predicted model, not a curated record.